This is a messenger RNA of Gossypium raimondii (Peruvian cotton), 3346 nucleotides long. Its product is annotated as pentatricopeptide repeat-containing protein At4g32450, mitochondrial. The record is from RefSeq and is a predicted model, not a curated record. Gene Ontology annotation, molecular function: protein binding; zinc ion binding; RNA binding. The transcript has 5 exons. Lineage: Eukaryota; Viridiplantae; Streptophyta; Magnoliopsida; Malvales; Malvaceae. The coding region runs from base 299 to 2341 and encodes 680 amino acids. Gene Ontology annotation, biological process: RNA modification.
AUGAAUAGUUUGAGGGCGAAAUUUAGCAUUAAGCUUUCAUUAAUUUUACCUACCCUAAAACCUGAAUACCAAAAAAAACACCUUCCCUGCCUCCCUGCUGCAGUCGUUCCCCCGUCGCCUCCGAUCCCCGUGCUUCACCUCUGUCCGUCGGCCUCUCCUCUCUUCUUUUCAUCGUCAUCGCCGUCUGUCGGCCAUCGGCCUCUGCUCCUCAUAUCUGUCCGUCGGCGUCGGAGUAAGGGGUCUCUUUCGUUUUCGCGCUGCCGCUGGUGAAGCUUCAAGGUAUCAAAGCAACGCGUCAAUGUCCAGCAAGAGGGCUUCGGUUCUGACCUUCAACUAUCUCACCGCUUUAUCUAUGGUACGUUCGUCACGGCGUUUCCCUCAUUCAGUCACAAUUUUCAGUAAGUUCCUCAGCACUGCCCCUGAAAGGUGGGAUUUUCAUAGCCCUAGUAGCACCUCUCAGUUUGAGGAUUCUCCUUAUGAUACCCCAAGUUCACUAGGUUAUGAGCAGAAACAAAAUGGGCAGGCCUUAAACCCAAACCAGGGUUUCGUGGUAUGUCCUAUGGAUGAUUAUGCGGGAAGUCCGGCUGGGGACAACCGUAAUAGCUACAAUAGUGGUUUACAGCCAACAAGAAAUCAGAUGGGUGCCAUGGGUCAAACUGGUUGGCAUCAUCAUAGCCAUGGGGAAACUAAUGGGAACUUAGAGAUAAGUCCAAACGGAAUUUAUGCAAAUGGUUCUUGGAAGGGUGCUGAGCCAGGGUUUCAUCAGAAUCAUGAUGGAAUGCACUGGGGAAACAAAAGAAAUGAACUGCAGGAUAACUCAGUUUAUGGAAAUGGAAACUUUAGAGGAUACGAGGCUGAUGCUCAAAGUACUUCCAAUAUGCAGAAUCAAGUAUGGUCAUAUUGGCAAGGGCCUAAAGAAAUCAGACAGAAUCAAUAUGACCUUAAUUUACCAAGGUUUACAGAAUCUCAAGGAAGCCAUCUGAAUUCGCAAGGCCCAAAUUUCAGCCAGUACCGGCAGAAGCCGCAAGAUGUUUAUAAUUUUAGUUCUUUUGGUCAAGUAACAAAUAACAUUAAUUUUUAUGGUCAAGUAUCUGCUACUUCUAAUCUCAAGGAAGAGUUAACUGAGGUUCCUGAAACUAUCUCAAAUAGUGCUACGGUUGAGAUGCUAGAGGAAUUUUGCAAAAAAGGGAAUGUUAAAGAAGCUGUAGAAGUUUUGGUGUUGAUGAAACAGCAGGGUGUUCAUGUGGAUUUGGCCCAAAUUUUGCAGUUAAUGAAGGCAUGUGGGGAAGUGAAAGCUUUACAAGAAGCGAAAACUGUUCAUGAACACCUCGUAGGAUCAUUUUCACCUCUCAAAAUAAGCAUCUAUAACAGGAUUUUAGAGACAUACUUAAAAUGUGGUUCUACAGAUGAUGCAUUUGAUGUGUUUGAAAAGAUGCCAAGGCGCAAUCUGACAUCUUGGGAUACUAUGAUAACAGGGCUUGCUAGGAAUGGGCUAGGGGAGGAUGCCCUUGAUCUGUUCUCUCAAUUUAAGCAGGCAGGCUUGAAACCAGAUGCCAAAAUGUUCCUUGGAGUGUUUUAUUCUUGUGGUGUCGUUGGUGAUAUUAAUGAAGGAAUGCUUCACUUUUCGUUGAUGAGCAGUGAUUAUGGUAUUGUCCCUUCCAUGGAGCAUUAUGUGGGUGUUGUUGACAUGCUGGGGAGUACAGGGAAUUUGGAUGAAGCAUUGGAAUUCAUUGAAAAGAUGCCAUUUGAAGCCAGUGCUGAUGUCUGGGAAACUUUAAUGAAUCUCUGCAGAACUCAUGGGCACUUGGAACUUGGGGAUCGUUGUGCUGAGCUUGUGAAGCAGCUAGAUCCCUCUCGCUUGAAUGAACAAUCAAAGGCAGGUCUCAUACCUUUGAAAGAUUCAGACCUUAAAAAGAAUGAGAAGAAGAAAUUGGCAAGUCAAAGUCCUCUUGAAGUCAGAAGCAGGGUCAACGAGUAUCGUGCAGGAGAUACAUCACAUCCUGCGAAUGAUAGAAUCUAUGCACUGCUAAGGCAUUUGAAAGAACAUAUGAAAGAAGCUGGUUAUGUUCCAGAGACAAGAUUUGUUUUGCACGAUAUAGAUCAGGAAAGUAAGGAAGAAGCUCUUCUUGCUCAUAGUGAGAGACUUGCUCUUGCUAAUGGUCUCCUCACUAGUCCAGCUCGGGGACAGAUUCGUAUUAUCAAGAACCUUCGUGUUUGUGGUGAUUGUCAUGCUGCAUUUAAGAUCAUGUCAAAGAUUGUUGGCAGAGAGAUCAUAAUGCGAGAUGCCAAGAGGUUUCAUCAUUUCAGUGAAGGGUUAUGCUCUUGUCGAGAUUUUUGGUGAUCAAAAAUAGAACUUGAGGCAAGGAACAAUGCUUGGCUUCUGAUUACUGGCAGUAUGUUCAGUAAUAGAUUUUUCAGAUCUGGUGUGCAGAAAGGUGGGAGCAAAAUUGAGUGAAUUUUUAACUAAGCUACCUUUUCAAUGUAAGAAAGUGAGUAAAAUCAUCCAAAUUAGCACUAACCUAUUCUGAAUAAAUAAAAGGAAACAAAUAAAGAAUAUUUUGAGGUUGCCACCCUCAUCAUACAAAGUCCAUAUUAAAGCUUCAUCUUUUAAAGAAGUCCAUAUUAAAGAAGCUUUUUAGUUUUUUUUGUCUUGCGGGGUCUAUAUUCCACUUCAUUUAAGGUUCCCGAUGUUUAUGGUGUUUUCCAAUUCAAGGUUGAGUACCAAAAGCUAGGGUAUACAAGUUUAUCCCUUUCAAAGCAGGUAACUAUUUGUGUUUUUUAUGAUCCUGGAUACAAAUUUCUAUCUUGAGACCUAAGUCUCUUACUAGUUAUCUCAUUUUAUUUGAAGAAUGGAAGCUUGUAACAAUAGAAGUUAAAAUUCGAGAAAUAUUUUUCUUUUUCUCUUUUCUUAUUAGCAAAUUUGUUUCAUUUUCCCCUAUCCAAGUAUUGUCAUAUAUGAUUGCCUUUAUGGAGGGAGCUAUUGCUUUGGGUCUUUCGUAGUAUAUAUUUUUCGAAUUUGUUACGUAAUUUGCUAACAUAUGGAAUUGGAUUGCAUUUUCCUGUCAGGCCAUAUAGAGACAAUGAAUAUGAAAGAUUCAUACCUGCUGCUUACCCUUAUUAUGGAGCUGCAUUUUCUAUGAUGGCAGGAUUCUUCAUCUUCUCCUUUGUCCACCUCCACGGCAAGUAAAGCUGUAGCAUCUCUAGCAUGCAGGCCAUGGACCGUUGGAGUCGAAAUUUUUGAGUACAAUGAUGCAAUUGAAAUGUUUAGAGUUUUGAAUUUUAUGCGUUAUGAUAUUUAUCGGUUAAAGAAAAAAAAAAUGCCCGUAGAGAUAUCCGUUAAGUUUCC